This is a messenger RNA of Rotaria sordida, 438 nucleotides long. Lineage: Eukaryota; Metazoa; Rotifera; Eurotatoria; Philodinida; Philodinidae. The record is from the annotation of a GenBank genome assembly.
AUGAUAACUAAUAAUAUAUUGUUAAUUGAUGAUUGUAAACUUGAUCGAUUCCGUAUAAAUACUUUGUCAAAAAUUGCUCUUAAUAUUAAAUCUCUUAUUGUUGAAUCGGAAUCUAUGGAAUAUAUUCUUCUUGCUGCUGAUUAUCCUAAUCUGGUUGUACUUAAAUUCUUCAAUUUCAAUAACAAAAUUGCUUCAAAAUAUUUUACAGUCAAGUCACCAUUUCACAAGAUACUUGAAAAACAAAUUCGAGAUCUUAUGUACACAAAUAUAUAUCUUUUCCCUUAUCGUAUAUCAUCAAUAGAAGAUCAUCGACAUAAUCAAAUUGUUCCAGUUCGUCUUCAUCGUGCACAAAAUGAUGAACAUUUUGCAACAGCAACUAUUCGUUAUAUGAAAGAUUUUGCAUCAUUUUUUGGAAAUGGUUGUGUAUUUUAUUUAUGA